AUGGUGCUCCAGGCAAUCAAGUACUCCCGAGGUCAGCUCGAAAUCCUCGAUCAGCUGAAACUACCGCAUGCUGAAGAGUAUGAUCACAUUUACUCUAGCACUGACGCAUGGCACGCCAUUAAGGACAUGCGCACGCGGGGCGCACCAGCCAUCGCCAUUGUUGCUGCACUGUCCCUCGCAGUCGAACUGACCAACAUGAAGCUCCCUUCGGCUGCCGAAGAAGUCAAGGUCUUCAUCAUUGAAAAGUUGGACUAUCUGGUUACCAGCCGGCCAACGGCUGUCAACCUUGCAGAUGCUGCUGGCAAGUUGCAAAAGAUCACAGAAAAUGCCGCGGCAAAGGAGGGAGCAAAUGGACAGGCUGUGCGGGACGCGUAUGUGGCUGCUGCAGAGCAGAUGCUGGUCGAUGAUGUGAGCGACAAUGAGAGCAUCGGAAAGCACGGCGCAGACUGGAUCGUGAAGAACACCGAGGCUGGCAAGGCAGGCCCGGUCAGCAUGAUGACGCAUUGCAACACUGGAUCCCUCGCUACUGCCGGGUAUGGUACGGCGCUUGGUGUGAUCCGGUCACUGCAUGCCAACGGCUCACUGAAGCAUGCUUUUUGCUCGGAGACUCGCCCGUACAACCAAGGCUCUAGACUGACAGCAUUCGAGCUGGUUCACGACAAGAUACCGGCCACUCUCAUCACAGAUUCUAUGGCGGCGGCCCUGCUUCGGUUGCGGGGCAAGAGCGAGAACAUUGCCGGCAUAGUGGUUGGCGCAGACCGAGUAGCCGCAAAUGGCGACACAGCCAAUAAAAUCGGCACAUACUCACUCGCUAUCCUUGCUCGGCAUCAUGGGGUAAAGUUUCUUGUAGCCGCACCACGAACGACAAUCGACUUGAAGACCAAGUCCGGAGCAGACAUUGUCAUUGAAGAGCGGCCCGGAAAAGAAGUGACACUUGUUAAGGGACCAAGGCACGAUGGUGUCUCGCUUGAUCUAGGCGUCGUCGAGACGAUCAGCAUUGCAGCCAACGGUAUUGGGGUAUGGAACCCGGCCUUCGACGUCACUCCUGCAGAACUGAUUGAUGGAAUCAUCACCGAGGUUGGUGUGGUCGAGAAGGAUAGCAAUGGAGUAUUCCAUUUGGACAAGGUUUUCGAAGCUGAAAGUUCAGCAGCCAAGCCUUCAACUAUUGGUGGGCUGUAA
This is a messenger RNA of Bipolaris zeicola 26-R-13, 1179 nucleotides long. RefSeq lists its product as uncharacterized. The coding region runs from base 1 to 1179 and encodes 392 amino acids. The transcript has 2 exons. The record is from RefSeq and is a predicted model, not a curated record. Lineage: Eukaryota; Fungi; Ascomycota; Dothideomycetes; Pleosporales; Pleosporaceae. Gene Ontology annotation, molecular function: S-methyl-5-thioribose-1-phosphate isomerase activity.